AUGUCAUUGGCUCCUCCCAGUGAGCUCAGCGGCUGGACAUUCCAGCCCACCUCUGGGAAUCUGCUGGCUCCUCCACAUUCUCACCAGUCUAAGACAGCAGGAGGAGACACAAUGAGAGGACUCGUAGUCUUGAUUAGUCUGAUGUGCUUCUCAAGCGCGCAGCACCAAGCCCUGAUUGACUACUUGGAGCGGAGGCUGCUUGCCAUUGAGGACCGCAUCUCCCUGUGGCAUGAACAAGCCACCCGCUAUGCCUCGGAGCUGCGGGAGCUCAAACAACAGAUGGUUUCCCAGCUGGAGAACCUGGACAAAGAAAAAGAGACACUCCGCGUGAACCUGGACAGCAUGGGAACAAGAGUGGACCGGGUCGAGAGAGAGCUGGAUUACUUGGAGACCCAGAAUGGGGCUCAGCCUUGUGUUGAUGUGGAUGACAAGCUGAUAGAGCAGCAGGUGACACAAGUGCAGGAGAAACAGAAGACGAAAUACUUCAAACUCACUGACUGCAGCGACAUGAUCUCCACCAUAAAGGCCAUGAAGAUCUUGAAGCGAGUCGGAGGGUCAAAGGGCAUGUGGACCAGAGACACCGGUGGGGGCUCGGGGAAGGUCUUCAUCUUCAACGGGACCGAUAAAGACACAAUCUUUGAGUUUUCGACCGUGCAAGAUUUCACUCGCUCGCAGGGCCUGUCUGAGUCAAGGCAGCUGAAACUUCCCUCUGCCUGGAGUGGAACAGGCCACGUGGUCUACAAUAAUCACGCCUACCUCAUCACACAGGCAGACGAGGUGACGCUGGUCAAAUACGACUUGAGAAACAAGUCUGUGGCUGACAGUGCGGUGUUCCCAGUCCAAGACCAUGUCCCAGUGUAUAACCUGAGCCCUGAGACAGUGAUGGACUUGGCCGUGGACGAGGAAGGUCUGUGGGCCAUUUACGCAACACAUCAGAGAGAGAAGCACAUCUCUCUGGCCAAAAUAGACGCCACCUCGCUGGGCAUCGAGCAGAUGUGGGACACAAACUGUCCGAGAGAGAACGCGGAGGCGGCUUUUGUCAUUUGUGGGACACUUUACGUGGUUUACAACACCAAGCAGCCCGGACGCUCACGUGUCCAGUGCUUGUUUGACAUCAACGAUAUGGUGAGCAGUGAUGACAUGCCGCUGCUUUACUUCCCCAAACGCUACGGAGCUCAUGCCAGUCUCAAGUACAACCCGCUAGAGCAGCUGCUCUAUGCAUGGGAUGAUGGCUACCAGAUUCUCUACAAACUUGUCAUGAAGAAGAAACUUGAGGUUUAACACCUCAAGUAACCAAAACCUCCAACCCACAUUUUGGUAGCUAUGAAGUAGUUGUCUUAACCUACUGGCCAGUGAAAUUCACUUUUUUUUUUUUUUUAAAUCCACAUCUUUUGUACUUUUGUCCUUUUUUGUAUUAGUCACAAUGAGUUUUGUUAAUAUGUCUGUGUAUUCUUCAACUGCUGACAACCUUCUGGCAUACAGGGGGAUCAUGAACUUAUUACUUCUCUUGUAGUGACAUUUUGCUUUGUCAUAGAACUUUGCCUCACUAACUCGUUAAUGUAAGCCCUGGUUGCAAUGGUUGCAGAGUGUAAAUAGCUGCAAGCACUUCCUCUGGAUACAAAUUUCCUGCCGCUUCGCAGUUAAGCCACUGCUCUUACAUGACUACUUUGCUUGCCUGUUUGUGAUUAUAGCUCAUUAGGGGAAAAGCCAACCUGGCUAGCGUUUACAUAAUCUAUUUUUAUUGAAAUGCAAAUAUGGGUUAAAUCCCCCAUGUAUGUGUGUGUGUUACAUCAAAUGUAAUCAAUGUAAUCAAAAGUAACUGCAGUGCUUCAAAACAAAUACGACCCACAUUUCAUAAUGUCAGCAAUCAUUAAUCGGGCAUCUUUUUAGCUGGCGAGCUCAAAGCUACAUUAGUCUGCAUUGAUUUUAAUGGUAUCUGCUAGCUGGCUAGCACGCUCAUGUUUCCUUCGUCAUACUUAUUGGGCUUGAGUGAACCACAUGUGAGCAGGUUUUUCACCAAAUAAAAUCAAUUACAGUCAUUAACAUCUUGCCAAUUGUGCAGAUUAAUCAACAGAGUGUAGUAGUAGUAGUAGU
Molecule: messenger RNA, 2094 nt
Organism: Dunckerocampus dactyliophorus (ringed pipefish)
Lineage: Eukaryota; Metazoa; Chordata; Actinopteri; Syngnathiformes; Syngnathidae
Gene: olfml3b
Product: olfactomedin-like 3b
Biological process (GO): signal transduction
Source: RefSeq, a predicted model, not a curated record